AUGGCCUUGCGACACAAGCGCGGCGUCUCCCCGCUGCGGCGCGACGAGUAUCCCCCAACGGCGACGAUAGCGACGACGGCAUCGAUGACGCCGACAUAUGCACGCCCGCGCUCAAACGCAAUCGCGGACGCACACGCGCCGCCGCAACAACCCCCGCAGAGCUCCAUCGGCUACGUGCUCGAGUGGACCUCCGGGCCGAUGCACACGCGGCCGCGCCGGCAUGCGCUGUGCGGCGUGGAGGGCCUGCGGACGGAGUUGCUGGCUGGGCGGGACGGCGGCGGCGGCGGCGGCGGCGGCGGCGGGGCUCCGGGGUCGGGCCGGAUGUUGGUGAUUCGAGCUCCGGCGGCGGCGGGGGGAGCGGCGACAACGACGGAGGGAGGAGCAGCAGCAGCAGCGACAGGUGAAAGAGGGCGCGGAGAGGUGCUCGACGCGGAGGUGGCGGGCGUGCUGAGGGGCAUUGCGGGCGUGGACGACGGGUUCGUGGCGGCGCAUGUGGAGGGCGCGGCGUGGAGGCCGAGGGCGAGGUCCCGGCGCGUGCGGUGGUGGUGCUGGGCGUAUCCCGAGUCGAUCGUCACCUCAACGGCAUCGGGACGGGGGCGGCGAGACGGGGGGCAAGGGGUUGCCGUGUGUCGCGCCUCGCUGUGGCUUUCAUCGCAGAUCCCAAUCCUAUUCAUCGACGACCGCGCCGCCUACACGAGCCCGUCGCCCGCCGUCGCCGUCCCGCCGGGCAACCUCACCGGACCGGUACCGGGACCGCCGCCCGCGCGUCCGGCGCCCAAGCUCCGCCACCAGGAUGCCGCAACGACGGGCAGCCGGCUGGGGAAGCAGCCGAGCGGAGGGCGAUACGGCGCCACGGGGACGAGUCCCCCCGCGUCCACCGCUGCCAUGAUGCCUCCUACCUCGGCUAGCCCGCGGACAGGAGACGGGACCGGCAGCAAGAGGCGGAGACGGGAGGCCUCACCCCGACCACCGUGGGCCGGAGCGGCAACAACUGGCGGCGCGUUGUCGUUCGAUGAGGAGUUGUGGGAUGCGCUCGAGCUGAUGGGCGGCAGCGCUGGCAGCGCUGGAGACGUGUCGGUUGAGGAACUCGUCGGGGAGCUCGUCUACGAGCGGUGGGCGGCGUGGCUCGUGGGCCGGCGACGGCUACGACACAACUCGGGAGCUACAUCGUCGUCGUCGACGCCAUCGUCGUUGUCUGGGGCCGCGUUGCCUUCCCCCUCACCGUCGGCCCUCUGGGCGGCCAUGGCCGCGCUGGAGCAGAACCUCGACGAGGCGCGGCACCUCGCGCGGCAGGGCGGCCGGGUCCUCGACGCGGCGAGCCCGUCGGCGUGGGGGGACCUGCUGCAGCGGGCGCAGGCGCGCGUGCACCUCGCUCAGAUAUCGCCGCCCGUCUCCUCGCCGCCGUCAUCAACCAUCGCCGCCGCCGCAGGAGGGAUACUCACGCCGCCCUUGCAAAGGCGUCACCAAACCGCGGACAAGCAACCACCAGCACCACUACCACCACCCGCCUGCGACCCGGAGCUCUUCGACGAGCGCAGCCUCGACCGCAUCGCCUACCUCGGCGGCUUACUCCUCCCCGUGACCGUCGUCGCGGGCGUGCUCUCCAUCGAGGGCGACUACGGGCCCGAGGGGACCAACUUCUGGGUCUUUUGGGUGGCGAGCCUAGCGGCGUCGGCGGCCGCCCUGCUGGUGAUUUACGCGGACCAGCUGCGCUCGCUCGAGGUGUGGUGGCUGGAACUUCCGCCCGACGCGGAGGGCGGCAAGGCGCAGCAGCAGGGCCGUGACGACUACGAAGGCGACGACGAAGAUGAACACGGAGCCGGCCACGGCGUGCGACGCUAUUACCAGGCUGAGGCUGCGGCGUUUGAGGGGGGAGGAGGCACCGGCGGCGGCGGAGGUGAAGGCAGGGUGGUGCGGCCCGCGGCAAGGUACCUUGUGCAGCGCGGGGGGGAGGCCGCGCAGAGGACGUGGAGGAGGGGCGGGCGGCUGGGCUGGGGGGGCGCGGUAAAGACGAUGUCGGGGUAUUACCGGUGGAAGGGGGAUGCGCGGGUGAGGAUCGGGAGGCCGGGCGAGGCGCUGAGGGCGGCGUGGGCGCCGCCGGCGUGA
Molecule: messenger RNA, 2106 nt
Organism: Purpureocillium lilacinum
Lineage: Eukaryota; Fungi; Ascomycota; Sordariomycetes; Hypocreales; Ophiocordycipitaceae
Source: RefSeq, a predicted model, not a curated record